Molecule: messenger RNA, 2268 nt
Organism: Thyridium curvatum
Lineage: Eukaryota; Fungi; Ascomycota; Sordariomycetes; Thyridiales; Thyridiaceae
Exons: 3
Coding region: 1-2268 (755 amino acids)
Source: RefSeq, a predicted model, not a curated record
AUGGCACCAUCGUCACCUCAAUCACCCAACCCCGAACUCAACCGGGACCCAUCACCACCAUCCCCCAUCUCAUCCCUAUCUCAUGCUUCGGACGAAGACACUGCCAUGGCCCCUCGACACUCACAUCGGGGUGCUGGACAACGCCCAUCAACUCCCAGACGGGAGGCUGACCUGAGCGAUGUCUUGACUGUACCCCAGAAAGUCGAGCUCACCACCCUCCUCACUGACAUCACCAACUCGAUGCAGCAGAAUAUAGUGCAGGCAUUCGAGGCCUCGAAUCCUGUUGCUUCAGCCUCCCCCAAGGAUGAGCCUGCUUCCAAAGGCCUGUCCUGGAAUCUGGCGGGAAACAUGCUGCCUACAAGCUUUGACUUCAGUAAACUGAAUCUCGGCUUCACCAGUGGUGCAAAGGAGCCCGAACAAGAUUCCGGCCAGGCCAGGGCAGCUUCGACGACCAAGUUGGACGACAAAGCUCGAGCCAUGCUUGACAAAGAGGAGAAGGAGGCAUUGAACACCACCCAAGCUGAGCUCAGAAAGGAGGCACUCGCCUACUUCAAGAAGUGGCAAGCAGCUGUCCUCAAACGCGUUGGCGAUAUCUCCGUUACCAAGGACAACCAAGGUCAGCAGUCUCGGCCAGGCUCUAGCAAAGGACCAAACCCCAAAUUUGCCAACAAGCCCACUUCUGCCACUCCGGCGGCGAAAUCUUCUCAGGCUGGAAAUCAAUCACAGCACACAGCCAAUUCAAUGUCCGUGGAGGAGGCAGAUGCAGCGCUGCUCCAGCUAUACCCCCCCACUGCGACUACGCUUUGUUCCCUUCCCAUGGCCCGACGAACGCUACUCCUCCACUCGCUGCUGCUACUUGUCUUGUCACUCGAGAACUACUCGGCGCUGUCUCGCGUUCUCCUCCUCCGCCUAGCAUCCUCUCUUCAUGUGCCCUUGCAUGUGCUCGCCGAAGACGAGGUCCGUGUUGCCAAGAGCCUCUCCCAGGCUGCUCAGAAACUCUCGGGCGAGGAGGCCACCCAGAAACGGAGUGAGGAGAACAAGAAUGCCCGUCGGUGGAAGGUUGGUAUAGCCAGUGCUGCUGGUGCUGCUCUCAUCGGUGUGACCGGAGGCUUGGCAGCGCCCCUGGUUGCUGCAGGUAUUGGGUCUGUACUCGGAGGAAUCGGACUGGGAACGACCGCCGCGGCUGGACUGCUUGGAACCAUGGCGGAAAGCGGCCUCGUUGUGGGAACGUUGUUCGGCAUCUAUGGUGCAAGAGGAGCUGGGAAAAUGAUGGAUUCAUAUGCCAAGGACAUUCAGGACUUUGCUUUUCUCCCCUUGCACGGAUCAUUGAGGUCGGAGUUCCGCGAGGCCAAGGAGGUGCCCCCAGAGGACCGCAGGCUUCGACUGGUCAUUGGCAUCAGCGGGUGGUUGACCCAGAAGGAAGACAUCGUCAACCCCUGGCGAGCUCUGGGCCAUGAAAGCGAGGUAUACGCUCUCCGGUGGGAACUAGAGGCUCUGAUGAAGAUGGGUACGUCUCUUGAGACUGUGGUCAAGAGCGCCGCGUGGAGUAUUGCAAAGAAGGAGAUCAUCGCUCGCACUAUCUUCGCUAGUCUGCUACAAGCUCUCUGGCCACUCAGCCUGUUGCGGAUCAGCAAGAUUGUCGACAAUCCCUGGAGUGUGGGAAUGGUGCGUGCGGACAAGGCUGGUGUCGUUCUUGCCGAUGCCCUGUUGAACAGGGUACAGGGAGAGCGAGGUGUCACGCUCAUUGGGUACAGUCUGGGCGCGCGCGUCAUCUAUACGUGCCUUAUGAGCCUGGCUGAGCGAAGGGCCUUUGGAAUCGUCGAAAAUGUUGUCCUGAUGGGCACGCCAGCGCCGUCUGAUGGCCGGGUCUGGACGGCUCUGCGAAGUGUUGUUGCAGGACGAGUUGUCAAUGUCUUCUCUGAGAACGAUUAUAUAUUGGCGUUUCUGUACCGCACGAGCAGCAUCCAGUUUGGGGUAGCUGGCCUGCAGCGUAUUGAGGGCACCUCGGGAGUUGAGAACGUCAAUGCCACCGAGCUUGUCAGCGGUCAUCUGCGUUAUCAAUAUCUAGUCGGCACAAUCCUCAGGAAUCUCGGCUGGGAGGACAUCGAUCUGAGACAGGUGGCCCAGGACGAAGAGACUCUGACCCUCGUCGAGGAGAAGCUCGAACAAGAUAGACGCAAGCGAGAGGGCCAGGACGAGGAGGACGAGGCCGCUCAGAUGGAGAAGGAGGUCAAGGAGAAGAAUGAGCAACAGCGAUUGCGGGCCUAG